Molecule: messenger RNA, 758 nt
Organism: Macadamia integrifolia
Lineage: Eukaryota; Viridiplantae; Streptophyta; Magnoliopsida; Proteales; Proteaceae
Exons: 2
Coding region: 44-673 (209 amino acids)
Molecular function (GO): nucleic acid binding; zinc ion binding
Source: RefSeq, a predicted model, not a curated record
GUAGGAGUCCUAUGAGUACUUCCACUCGAGGGAUUCUAAGGCCAUGUUGUACAUUCUUGGAUUGGUUGACACAUCAAUCACUGACUCUGUGAAAGGCAUAAUCCCCGCCAAGGGAAUGAUGGAUAAGCUCAAGGAGAUUUUCAGUCAGACUGACAUGCACGAGCAUCAUAAGCUUGUUGGUCUUAUCCACAAUAUCAAGAUGACAGCAGGAACUCCAGUAAUCGAUCAUGUGAUGAAGAUUCAAAAUAUAUUCGAGAAACUGGAAUCCCUGGAUACUUCCUUCACUCUUAAAUAUAAGAGGAAUGUGAUUCUGAACUCUCUCCCCUCAACCUAUAGCUCGUUUAUCUGUAAUUUCAACAUGAAUAAACUAGAUGUUGAAUUGACUGAGCUAGGCAAUAUGUUGCAAAAGGCAGAGAAAGCUCAAAAGAAGGAAAAGGGUGAGGUCAGUGCUGCAGAAGUCAAGUCUUCAACUUCUAAAAACAAAUGGAAGAAGAAGAAGAAGGCCAACAAGAGUAAGACUCUUAAGGGCAAGAGUGGGAAGAUACAGAAGAAGAAAGAAGAACCUAAGGGUACAUACUUCUUUUGUAAGAAAGAGGGCCACUGGAAGAGGAACUGUUGUGCAUACUUGGCUACUUUGAAGAAGUCAGAUGAAACUCCUAAAGAAGGGGUUUAAGAUGACAAGAAGAUUUGACAGGAAUGAAGUGCGUCUAAGGAUGGGCACUGGAGCUGAAGCUAUGGCAAUGGCUAUUGGAGACUUU